AUGGAGGUCCAUCUCUUUCUCUUUAUUCUGGUCUUUUGGUCCACAAUUUUAUCAGCUGUGAGUAGUCACCCACCAAAGUAUAGGCUUGAGAGAUGCAACAAGGUGAAAGGAACCUGCAAACCCUUCUGUGAUGACGUGGAAUAUGAUUACGGCUACUGCAUCCUGUGGAGAAACCAAUGCUGCGUGUAA
This is a messenger RNA of Dipodomys ordii (Ord's kangaroo rat), 189 nucleotides long. It is a transcript of the gene Defb110, whose product is annotated as defensin, beta 110. Gene Ontology annotation, biological process: innate immune response. Lineage: Eukaryota; Metazoa; Chordata; Mammalia; Rodentia; Heteromyidae. The record is from RefSeq and is a predicted model, not a curated record. The coding region runs from base 1 to 189 and encodes 62 amino acids. The transcript is spliced from 2 exons. Gene Ontology annotation, cellular component: extracellular region.